CAGUCCAUGGGGUCGCAGAGUUGGAUACGACUUAAGCAACUGAACAAUAACACAUCACAUAGUGUUUUGUAUCUGCCCUCCUCCAUGUCUAGGCGAGUCCUCGUAGAUUCCUGGCACUUGUAUUGUGGGGUCGUCUUAAGGCUAGCUCUGAAAUUACCCAAACUGCUUUCCAAAGUGGCCCUGCGGAUCCCGCUCUUCAGUGGUAGGAAGAAGGCUGAAGGGGCAGGACAGAGGCAGGCAGGGGUGGGGUGGGGACGAGGUAAGGGGUAAAGAGGGCUGGCUAGGCAGAGGCUGGACUGGACAGGAAGGGGCCGGGCGGGGGUCUGCAGGCGUAGGUUUGAAGGGGAGAGUCGCCGGCCGGUCAGGAGGAGCACCCUCCUGCGUGGCGCGGGGCUGAUCGGUCGAGGGACGUCUCCCGGUGCCCGGGUGCCGGCCCCCGCGUCUGCGGCCUGGUGCGCGCGGCCGGGCCCGGGAGCCCGCAGCGGCUUGGCCCGAGAGGGCUCGAGGAGGCCGAGGAUCGCUCCCGGGGUUGUUGACGCCCGGCAGCGCUGCCCUCCUAGCCGCCGGCGGUUGCCCUGCCGCCUUUUGCAGCAACCGGAGGUGCGGAGCUGAUUGGUGGGAUCCGGACAAGGCGUGUCGGGGUUGCAGAGAUUGAGUCGCCCCCCGGAGCUCUCAACGCCGAUUGGUGCUCGACGCACCGGAAGUGCCUCCGCACGGGUCGGCACAGACAGCACCCAAUGCCGGGGGCGCCGCUCAUUGGGGGAGCUGGAGGCGUGUCCCAGCUUGCGCGGUGACUGGGCGCAGGCCCAGCGGGGGCGGGACAUGCGCGGCGAUUGGGCGCGGGGACCCCGCGCUCGCGGGGAUUGGACGCGCGGAGGCGGUGGCGCGCGGUCCGGGAGAGGCCAGUGGGAGCUCCAUGGGGAGGCGGCGGCGGCGCCGGCCCGACCCGGCGGACGCGGCCCGGGCUCUGCCCGAGGCCAUCGCUGCGUUGAGCCGGACGCUGCCCGCCGCGCCCAGCCCCGAGACCUUCCGCCGUGCCAAGUUCGACCAUCCGGAGGCGGCCCCCGCGCUCUGGCGGCUGCUCUUUCGUGUGCUCUCGCCGCUGCCCGCCGACGGCGCCUCGGCCUCGCUCGCCCUGGAGGCUCAAGCCCGCUGGGUGAAGUCGGCGCUGCGCUCCCAGGGCUACCCGAGGCGGGCGCUGGUGCAGCUCCCGGACGACGGCUUACAGGGUGGCCGCGAGUUGCUGCUGGCCCUGGCCUGGCUCCUGGCCCGCGGGCCCCUGCCCGAGCGGCUGCUGACCCAGAGCCAUGUGCGGCUGGGCGACGAGAUACCCGUGUGUGAGAUCCACUCAUACACCCGUGGCUGCCACAGUGACCGCAGCCUUGGCCACCUGUCUGUCACCGAAACGGAGCUGCUCAGAGACCCUGAGGGCGGCCGGCAGCUGUUGCGGCGGCUGGAGAUGGAGAACGCGCAGCUGGAGGCGGCCCUGGAGUGGCGGCGCCGGGAGCUCAUCUUCUGGCAGUGGAUGGACACAGUCCUGGAUGCCUGCUCCCCGGAGGCCUCACCGCACACGUUUCUGCCCAGGAUCCCCGAGCUGGGGGCUGGAGCAGCGCGGCUGCUGGCGCAGGAGCUGCAGACCUUGCAGGAGGAACUGCGGGAGGCGGCAGAGGCCCGGCGGGCCGCCUGGCAGGCUGCGGUCGGAGGCCACGGGCCCGAGUGGAGAGCCGCGAGGCAGGCCCUGCAGACGGCCGUGGCGCAGCACCUGGCAGCCCUGCAGCGGGCCUGGGAGCAGGACGAGGGCCGGGCCCGGCCCCACGGGCCCCGCCGGCUGGUGAGGACCGAGGCCAGGGAGCCUGGCGGCCUGGGCCUGUGGGCCACCGAGGCGACAGAGGCGCUUAGGGCCCGGGAGGCCUGCCUGGAGGCGGCGCUGUGCCAGCUGCAGGGCCAGUGUCGGCAGGAGCUGGCCAGGCUGGCAGGAGCGCGGCCUGGCCUCAUCUGGGUCCCGCCGCCCGCACGCUGAGCGCUGCAGGCGCCCCCGCGUCCGGACGGCCUCGGAAGGGCAGGGUCCAUCCCCAGCGGUGCAGGCUCUGGGCCCUGGGGCCCCACCUCGGGCAGAGCGCGCCUGCGCCCUGCGGGCCUGGAGCAGGCACGGGCUCUGCCCCUGAGGAGGUCGUGGCAGCCCACCGUGGUGCCAUGGGUGUCAGGCCUUGCUGAGCACUCUGAGGAACGCUGUGGAGGCCUGCUGGCAGAGCCGAGGCUCCAGCUGGCCUCUCUGGGGAGAUGGGCGCCCCUCAGGCCCAGGGAGGGCCCCUGGGCAGGGUGGUGAGGUGGGGCCGGCCCGGGGCUGCCCGGGUGCUGGACAGACGGGCAGGGCCUGCAGCACGGGGCGGGUGUUGGGCAGUGUGCCCUGCGUGCCUCUGCACACCCCACUUGGGCCAGCCUGUGCCUGGGACGUGUGUGGUUACGCGUGAGUGUCAGAUCAGGAUGCCCGAUGGGAGCCCUGGGUGGGGGGCUCUGCUCUGUCCUUGGGGGUGGUGCCCAGGGGCCUGGGAGGGAGGCCACUGCAGACAGAGCAGCUUUGUUUCCAAGGCCGUGCAGGAGCGGGGCCUGCCUGACAAAGAGCUGUCUGUCCGGGGAUGUCCCGCCAGAGCCAGCCUGUCCCCGUCCUGGGAGCUUGGUUUCUCGUGCUCACGCCCCACCCCCUGUGGGCACAGAUGGGGUCUGGCCUCCUGGGCCAGGCUGCCCUCUUCCCCAGGUCCCCAGGCCCCCCCAGGGUAUGUUCUCAUUGCUACUUUGCCAUCUGCCUGGGGAACGCUGGCCCAUGCCUGGGGGCACCAGCUGGUCCAGGCCUUUGUCCCAGGUGGGGGCAUGCCUAUGGCGCCUCUGCACUGGCCUGUGGAGCAUUGGCCAGAGCCGGCAGCGGUGAGUGGACGCCCCUCUGAGGACUCCCUGUCUGACCCUAUCCCGUGGCCGGCCUCUGGGUUCCCUGCACCCCCUCCCUGGCUGGAGUCCUCCCACCAAGGCUGUGGCUCCUUGCUGCCUGCAGUUGGGGUCCAGGCACCUGACCCAGGCCCUCCGCCUUGGGUGUUGAGGCCACUUCUCAUCUCCCUGCCACCACCCUCCUGCCUGCCGGACGGGAACAAGUCCACGGAAGGACGCCCUGCCUCCUGUGGACUCCCCGGGGCCGUGAUGGCCACGGCCUUUGGGAGCCCGAGCUUUAAAAACACAAGUGGGAACUCAGUGCCUCGGGGCUGUUGCUCCUCCUCUGACCCGGGGGCCCAGUACAGUUCAGCCAGAACCCCCAUGUGUCCGUGUGUCUGUGGGACUUGGGGUGCUGAUCCUGAAACACGAGGUGGCCCAGCUUGAGAGGCCAGGCUGGUGGGCGGAGGGUGCCCCUGUGGUGACCCUGAGACAGGCGCUUGCCCAGGUUGUGGGGUGCAGGCUGGGCCCCUGGGGUCGGGCUCCUUCUGCUGUCGUAAUAAAUGAGCCUGGUCACAAUCCGGCCA
Molecule: messenger RNA, 3506 nt
Organism: Bubalus bubalis (water buffalo)
Lineage: Eukaryota; Metazoa; Chordata; Mammalia; Artiodactyla; Bovidae
Gene: TEDC1
Product: tubulin epsilon and delta complex 1
Exons: 7
Coding region: 917-2020 (367 amino acids)
Source: RefSeq, a predicted model, not a curated record